AUGACUGGUAGAAAAUGGUGAGUUCUAUUUUCGAAACUACGCGCGGAACGACUUUGAUUUUAACAGUAUCUGGAGCUCAAAACGUCGCAAACAAGUGCUCUGCAUGAAUUUUGAAGCGCUACAAAACGACAACGACAUUCUGAAAAAAGAAAGGGACACGUACAGAAAAUAUGUCGAAAGUUCAAAGGUGGUAAGAUGAUUUUGAAUUGAGAAAUGUGCAAGAGUGUUUUUCAGCGAAAUCCUACGUUCGGAUGGAUCCUGGCGUGCGGACUUUUGCUCGCCAGCACCGUAAUCCUCAUCAUCGAGAAGUGCCAGAGAAACGGAUACUAA
This is a messenger RNA of Caenorhabditis sp. 36 PRJEB53466, 330 nucleotides long. The record is from the annotation of a GenBank genome assembly. NCBI's taxonomy places the organism in Eukaryota, Metazoa, Nematoda, Chromadorea, Rhabditida, Rhabditidae.